AUGGGCAGAGCGGUGGACGAUGGGGUCAAAUCUCUUGAUCUACAACGACCAGGAAAGGUUUAUGAGCUUGAAAGAAAAGUGAUGUUCUUAACACGGAGUGAGUAUGACCGUGGAGUGAAUACUUUCUCUCCCGAAGGACGUCUGUUUCAAGUCGAAUAUGCAAUAGAAGCUGUCAAACUUGGAUCAACCAGCAUCGGCAUUCGCACCAACGAAGGUGUCCUUCUUGCUGCUGAGAAACGAUCAACUUCGAAACUGAUGGUCAAUGAUGCUAUUGAGAAGAUUAGCAAGGUCGAUGAGCACGUCGGUAAGUCCUCGCAAAAGAUGUCGAUCAAAACCCCUCCUUUGAGUCAUUUUCUUUUUUUCUUUCUACUACCUUGCAAAGUUUCUGCAAAGCCUCUCAUAUCUGUGUCAGUCAUGUGAUC
Cylicostephanus goldi is the source of this 422-nucleotide messenger RNA. The record is from the annotation of a GenBank genome assembly. Lineage: Eukaryota; Metazoa; Nematoda; Chromadorea; Rhabditida; Strongylidae.